CGUCAUCGCAAUCGACAUGCAGUUGACACGUAGCCUGAUUGCCAAAUACCACUUGGUGAUAGGCCUGCUCCAUCGUCACUGUGAAUUCGUGGUCUCUCACAAUCGAUUCACUUUCUGCUGACGGCUGUGCUGAUGUCAACAGAUGCACCGGAACAUCCGAAGAUUGCUUUCUGCUGACAAAGGUCAGCCGAAGGUCAACGUGCCCAGGUUUGUGCUGCAUGGACCCAUCGAUCACGACCCUCGCCAUCGCCUGCACUUCCCGCCACAAGCAGCCUGAGGACCAGCGUCAUUGCUCGAAGGACAGUGAGUCAUCCAGCGAUUUGACGGUGAGAACUCACCCCCGCCGCCCAGUGACCGGGCGAUGGUAAGACAGACAGAAAAUGCGUAGGAGGUACGCCUUGUAAUGAGAAGAAUUCAGGCCGACAAAAAUUCGUGGAUGGGUGUCAAGAUUCUGCGUCAAUUUUUUGCGUUCCACGAGGUGGAUGCGAUUCGGCGAGACCUCAUUCCUGGAACUCAUUCCGAAGAAGAUGGAGGGUAUAAACAGCAGACCUGGGUGGGAAAUGAGCAUCUCACCGCCGUCUGCGGGAGAAAUUUCCGCUGGGCUCAGAGAGCUGCGGCUGAUCCAGGGCUCUCAUCGGCUGUUCACCAGGUCAGCUGAGCUAGAGUGAGAUCAGCCCAGGCAGAUCAUUGUAGCUCAGGACCGCAAGAGUCCGGGGACACGUGGAGAAUUGUACACAUUCACAUCGUUUCCUCGUCAGGUCCUGCGGUCUAACGAAGAGUGUGUAUCGGGGACGAGAGCAUUGAAGGAGGAGGAUAAUCGUAUUGGAACAAAUUCCAAACGCGAGGGUGACGAUUUCCAAUCUGGGAUUCGGGAAGACAGUCGUGAGCAGCUCACACAGUCUCGGCGUAAUUGUUCGCGUAAUUAUUACGCGAAUCAAGAAGUGAUAACGCAGCGAGGGAGCUAGCAAUCAGAGCGGAAAAUUCUCUAAAGCAGUUGGACGAACAGGUUGGAGCCAUCGAGCACACCAAGUGAGCUCGCAGCCUGUUUCAAUGUGGUUGGUGGAUCAGUUAAAUUUUUGGACCGAUGAUGGGCUUGGAACGUGGGGAAAAUACUGCCAAUCAAGUAUAGGGGAUUGUGAAGACCUAAGCUGCCUUGAGAAUCAGCGGUACUCCCAAGAUCAUCAGCCUAAAUUGUUUGGCUCUUGUGGAAUCCAUUCCUUCACUUCGGUCGUUCAUCUGCUCUUCCUGGUCGCAUGGCUGGUAGGGUUGUUGUGGAGGGUAAGAGGAUGGUACUCUUGCUCCGGUGAGAAGCAGGAGAGGCGGCUGAAACAGCGCAAUAAUGAGGAUUUCACUUGCCCUCGCUCGCCAGUGCUUUUGUGGAGUAUCGUAGGCUGCUUUCUCCUCUCACUUCAAAAUAUUGUCCUCGCAGUCUACGGUAUCGUACAAGCUCAGCGUGGGAAAUACUGGCCAGUCCAUGCGGAAGUCACUGAAUUCAUUCAGGUUCUAGUUUGGGCACUCUUGGGUGCAAUCACAUACUCCUCAUGGAAUCAGAAGGAGAAGUAUUCACCAAUGGUGAGGGCCUGGUGGAUUGUUGGAUUUGUACUGUCUCUCGCCACUCUGCUUCCCAACUUUGUAGUGGCAGAACCAUGGGACAUAUGGAUGGCUGUUAUCGAGACUUCUAUGAUCCCAAUUGGUGCACUCUUGUUUGUUGUAGCUGGAAGGGGGUUGUCUGAGACCGUCAAAGUAACUGACUCUCUCAAAGAAAGUCUCCUCGAUGAAGAGGAGAAAGAAGAACUUCCAGCCGAAGGGCCUGGAGUCACUCCUUAUGCAACCGCAGGCAUCUUCAGCCUUGCGUCUGUAUCGUGGAUAAGUCCUUUGAUGGCCAAAGGGGCGAAGAAGCCUUUGCAACUAAGUGAUGUCCCGUUGCCUGCUCCGGGCGACCAAGCAAGUUUCCAUUAUGCCAGAUUUAAGGAGAAUUGGGAUAUGGAGAUGAAGACUCGGGAUCAGAAGUCUCCAUCCUUCUACAAGGCGAUUGCCAGAACCUUCUGGAGAAAGGCUCUAUGGAAUGCGAUUAUUGCAGGUGCAAAUUCUGUUGCAUCGUAUGUCGGUCCAUUUUUGAUAGAAGACUUCGUGGAGUAUCUGGCGGGCAGAAGGCGGUUCCCUCAGGAAGGAGCGAUCUUGGUUUCUUUGUUUUUCCUGUCCAAAGUUGUGGAGAUUCUGGCGCAGCGGCAGUGGUUUUUGGGAAUGCAAUUUCUUGGACUGAAUUUCAAGUCUGCCAUGACAGCCUUCGUCUACCAUAAGGGCCUGGUUCUCUCUAACCAGGCUCGUCAAGGCCACACGAGUGGAGAAAUCAUCAACUAUGUCACAGUUGAUGUGGAAAGAAUUGGAGAUUUCGCUUGGUUCUUUCAAGACAUAUGGAUUCUACCGUUGCAAAUUCUUCUGGCACUUUUAGUUCUGUACAAGGUUGUUGGUAUUGCAGCUAUUGCAGCUUUGGCAGCUUCAAUUUUGACCGUUGCACUCAAUAUGCCUCUCACUACCUGGCAGGACCAUUUUCAGGACAAAUUAAUGGAAGCAAAAGAUAGAAGAAUGAAGUCACUGACGGAAAGUUUGCGCAGUAUGAGAAUCUUAAAGCUCCAGGGUUGGGAAAAUCGGUAUCUAUCAAAGUUGGAACGUCUUAGGGACGUGGAGUAUGGCUGGUUGAAGGGAACCGUCUACGUCAAUGCCGGAAUCACUUUCCUGUUCUGGACUGCACCUAUAAUUGUGUCUGUCGCUACAUUCGGAACCUGUGCUUUGACCGGCAUGGCGCUCACAUCUGGGAAGAUUCUUACUGCACUAGCUGUAUUCAUUACAAUGUCAGAUCCUCUGGUUCAAAUUCCCGAACUUUUCUCCAUGAUAUCUCAAACGAGAGUCUCAGUAGAUCGACUUCAAACCUAUCUUCUGCAGGAAGAACUCCAGAAGGAUGCAGUAAAACGUGUAGACCCUAGUGUUGAAGGAAAUAUUGCAAUUGAUGUCAAAGGCGCAGAUUUCAGUUGGGACCCAUUGUCGAGAAAUCCUACACUGCAAGACAUCGAUUUCCAGGCGAAGAAAGGGCAGAGAGUGGCAGUUUGUGGCACAGUUGGCUCCGGAAAGUCGAGUAUUCUUUCUUGCCUUCUUGGAGAAAUUCCUAAAGUUACAGGCUCGGUCACUAUUGCUGGAACAACAGCAUAUGUAGCUCAGUCUUCGUGGAUUCAAAGUGGAACGAUUGAAGAGAAUAUACUUUUCGGAAGCCCGAUGAACAGGAUGCGGUACGAGGAGACCGUGAGAAUUUGCUCGCUUGAGAAAGAUAUAGAGCUUUUUGCCUACGGAGAUCAGACGGAGAUUGGGGAAAGAGGGAUAAAUAUGAGUGGCGGCCAAAAGCAACGCAUACAGCUUGCCCGUGCUGUGUACCUGAAUGCAGACAUAUAUCUGCUUGAUGAUCCUUUCAGUGCCGUCGACGCUCACACUGGCAGUGAUUUGUUCAAGAACUGUAUACUUGGGGCUCUCUCUGGUAAGACUGUGAUUUAUGUGACACAUCAAGUGGAGUUUCUCUCUGCUGCAGAUCUUAUUUUGGUCAUACGAGAUGGAAAGAUAGUUCAAGCUGGAAGCUAUAACGAGCUCUUGCAAGGAGGAGCUGAUCUUAAUGCAUUGGUCAAUGCACAUAACGAAGCUAUAGAGUUUAUGACUGCAAGUGUUUAUAAAAAAGAGGAAGAGGUGGCUAUUGUAGAGGCAUUGUCUAGUGAAGUUGUGGCUACAGGUGAUUCUAGCCGUGUUCCGGUUACACGCAUUGAUAGUAUGAAAGAGAUCAUGCCUGAAUUAGAGAAAAAGCAGCUGGUUGAGGAUGAGGAAACACAAACAGGAAGGGUUAGCCUUUCCGUCUAUUGGAACUAUUUCACUUCUGUCUACAAGGGAGCCUUCAUUCCUGUCAUUUUGCUGGCUCAAAUUUGUUUCCAAGUACUCCAAAUAGCUAGCAACUAUUGGAUGGCGUGGUCUACUCCUGCGGCUGUUGAUGAGGCUCCCAAAGUUGACAAUGAGACAUUGAUCCUUGUCUAUUGCGCUUUCGCCUUUGGCAGUUGUUUGUUUGUCAGUAUCAGGGCUCUUUUAGCCUCAACUUUUGGUCUUCUGGCAGCUAACAAAUCUUUCAAAGACAUGAUACGGUCCGUCUACCAUGCUCCUAUGUCCUUCUUCGAUUCUACCCCAAACGGACGCAUCCUAAGUAGGGCAUCUUCUGACCAAAACGCAUUGGACUCUCAGCUUAUGUUCACCCUCACCGGUGUCAUGAUUUCAGCUAUACAGAUAAUCGGUAUCGUAGCUGUUAUGUCGCAAGUGACCUUCUUGGUGCUUGCAGUGCUGGUACCUGUGAGUGUAGCGUGUCUGUGGUUGCAACAAUACUACGUAAAUUCGUCGAGAGAACUUCAGAGAAUGGUAGGAGUUUUGAAGGCUCCAAUCAUCCAUCAUUACGCUGAGUCCAUCGCCGGCACUGCCACUAUAAGAGGAUUCCAGCAAGAGCAGCGGUUUCUGGAAAGAAAUUUCUUUCUAUAUGACCAAUAUGCCCGUGCUUUUUUUCACAACUUCUCGGCCAUUCAGUGGCUGAUGUUUCGCAUGGAGUCGCUUUCAACAGUAGUUUUCACGUUCUGUCUCAUCUACAUUGUCGUUUUUCCUAUCGCAUUGGAUCCAGGAAUGGCAGGUCUUGCAGUCACUUACGGCUUGCAGCUAAAUGGGAUAAUAUCUUGGUGGAUUUGGAACUUUUGCCGCCUGGAAAAUCGAAUAAUUUCAGUAGAAAGGAUAAAACAGUUCACCGAUCUUGAGAGAGAGGCACCAUAUGUAAUCGAAGAUUCUCGACCUCCGACGAACUGGCCAUCGGAGGGUGUCAUUGAUCUUCGUAAUCUGCAGGUGCGAUACAACGAUCACAGUCCCUUGGUACUGCAUGGUCUUACAUGCCGUAUUGAAGGUGGACAAAAGAUUGGAGUUGUGGGACGGACAGGAAGUGGAAAGUCAACAUUGAUUCAAGCACUGUUUCGGUUAGUCGAGCCAGCUGGAGGAAAGAUUAUAAUUGAUGGAAUUGACAUCACGAGCAUAGGUCUACAUGAUCUACGUUCCAAAUUGAGUGUCAUACCGCAGGAUCCGACACUGUUUGAAGGCACCAUGCGCGUCAACCUUGAUCCUCUUGAACAAUAUUCUGAUGCUGAGAUUUGGGAGGCUCUAGACAAAUGCCAACUCGGAGACAUUGUUCGAGCAAAGGAUACGAAGCUCGACUUUCCAGUUAGUGAGAACGGUGAGAAUUGGAGUGUUGGGCAGAGGCAACUUCUUUGCCUGGGCCGGGCUCUGCUCAAGCGCAGUCAGAUAUUGGUUCUGGAUGAAGCAACUGCCUCCGUCGAUAGCAGAACCGACGGUCUUAUUCAACGCACCAUACGAGCUGAGUUCGGGAAGUGCACAGUAAUUACUGUGGCCCACCGGAUUCCGUCAGUGGCUGAUAGUGACCGUGUUCUGGUUUUGAGUGAUGGUAAAGUUGCAGAGUAUGAUGCCCCGUCACAACUUCUCCAGAACAAGUCAUCUUUCUUCUACAAACUUGUGUCAGAAUAUUCCGCUAGAUCAAACAGCGUGGCUGAUCUCUCGAAAUAAAAGGCUUGCUCACCUUUACGAAGAAACAUAUGGAAGUAUAAGAACAACUGCGUUCUAUGCCGGAGUGAAUUUAAUCUGCGCUUCGACUCGUCAUCAAUAACAAGAUCUGAGUCCAACAUGGAACUUUGUCAACUCCGAAUCACGAGAUAAUGCUUUGCACGACUUCAGUACGAGUGGGAUCGACAACCCCUUCUAUGUACAGGCGUCCAAGAAGGCCUUGUUCUGCUAUCUCAGGACUAUUCUUACAUGCUAAAUGGAGGAGAUAUAGGCGUACAUUAAGCAUGGAAUCUGUAGGUAGCUCAGAGGUUAGUUGUUGACUCUGGAUGAGUAAUUACAGUUUUGUUGCAGUGAUUGUAUCCGCUGCCAUGUGUUACAGGCAUGUAUGACUUCCAAGGAACAAGUCGAACGGAAAUAAUUCAGAUGGGGAUGAUAUCGUCGUUUUCUUGUCUGUCCCAUGGAUUGAGACUUGUGGUAAUCCUGGUGGGAUGCUUUGGUGGCCUGUGUCGGC
Messenger RNA from Marchantia polymorpha subsp. ruderalis, 6145 nucleotides. The record is from the annotation of a GenBank genome assembly. Lineage: Eukaryota; Viridiplantae; Streptophyta; Marchantiopsida; Marchantiales; Marchantiaceae.